AUGAUCAUGACGGCCACCAAGGUUGUCAUGGCUUUGAUACGUGAUGAGUGCCCCGAUCUGUAUGCCGUGCGCGACGCGGUAAAGUCCCUGACCUUGCAGCUGGAACUCCUCCAGAACGACCAGGAAAUGCACUUUGAGCUGGCGAAAAACGUACCCCUGUUGCUUGACAAUUGUCUCUGCGUCCAGAAUGACCUGGAUGAGCUCAAGCGCGAGUACCUGGCAAACUCGACACAGUGGACCAUCAGCGGCCGGAAAAAGCUUGCCAGUCUUCAGAGUCGACUAGAAACGCUCACAGGUUCCUGUGAAGUGAUAUUCCAGGGACUGAAUAUCGAGCAGUCGCGAUUGUGGAAAAAAUCCUUUGACAACAUGAUGGAACAUUCCAAACAAGGCAGCACGAUGCUCUCGCUCUAUCCGGAAGCAGAAUCCGCGAAUGCAGCAAAGAGGGCGCCAGCCGGAGACAUGGAGGCAUUGCCUCACGGCAGUGGCGCUCACACGGCGGCACCCCGAAAAGCCAGGACAUGGAGAAGCGACGAGGCAAGCCCGGGCUCCGGGGUCACGAAGGCCGGUGCAGAAAGUACAGAGUCCGGCUCAGUUGCCGGCAGAAACCUCAUGGAUGCCGCGCAUCUACGCGCCUUGGGCGGCCUCGCUCGUCGCUCCGUCGGACCUGCUGAAUCGACGCUCGAGGAGUGCAACCAGAUAGUGCAGGCAUUGAUGGACUUGCAAUCCAAGCAUGAGAAGCUCCUGGACAACGACCCCGGCGCGCAAAUGGCCGUGGACGGCGCCAUUGCCGCGCUUCAAGCGGCACUGGAUCGAGUGAAGCCCAGGGUCGAGUCUUGCGCCAAGGACCCGGGCAGGCCGUUGAAGAGCCUUGUCAAACAAAUCAAGUGGUUGUCCUACGACGGAAACACGUUCAAGAAGCACCUCCCGGACAUGGUGGACAAGUAUGACAAGGCGCUACUUCAGAUGGGCUCCUUGGAACGGAUGGCUGCCGACGCCGCGAGUCGAGAGGCGGCUGACAUGCGUCGGCAGAGGGAAAAAAUGGUCGAAAAGGAGGCUGAGGGUAUUGAGCGCUUGAGUGCUGUCGUGGGUCGUUAG
Metarhizium brunneum ARSEF 3297 is the source of this 1095-nucleotide messenger RNA. RefSeq lists its product as uncharacterized. Lineage: Eukaryota; Fungi; Ascomycota; Sordariomycetes; Hypocreales; Clavicipitaceae. The record is from RefSeq and is a predicted model, not a curated record.